Messenger RNA from Exophiala dermatitidis NIH/UT8656, 3309 nucleotides. RefSeq names its product ubiquitin-conjugating enzyme E2 O. Lineage: Eukaryota; Fungi; Ascomycota; Eurotiomycetes; Chaetothyriales; Herpotrichiellaceae. Bases 1 to 3309 code for a protein of 1102 amino acids. The record is from RefSeq and is a predicted model, not a curated record. The transcript has a single exon.
AUGCGAUCUCUGGAGAUUAACGACAAUGUCGCUGUCAAGGCUAAUCCCAGCCUCUAUGGCACAGUAACGCGCACUAAUACCGUCUCCCAUGAGCCGUUAGAGGACGAGUUGAUCAUCGCUCACACCGAUGUCCCCCCAGCCAUUCUCCAUGAAUUCGUUCAGACAGGCAUGCCACCACGCGGCUAUGUCUUCGUCGAAUUUUCUGAUGAGGCUGCUGGCAGUUCGUUGGUCAGCGAAGAUGACCUUGUGCUACUAAGUCGCCUCUUUCAGAUCGGCGAUCCCGUCAAGCGUGAGGGGAGUUCGAUGACUGGCACUGUGACCAACAUUUCCGAAUCCUACAUUUUGGAACCGAUCACCACAAAGCCAGACUUCGCCAAAUCAUGUCUUGGGUUCAACCCAUCCGUCAUGGGCACGUGUACGGCCGAAUGCGAAUCGCGCUUGCCAUCCCAAUUCUCUCAUCCGAACCCUCACACCUUGAUUUACGACGUCCCGUCAUGGGAGGUACAAAGAGCGCAAGAUCUGGUGCAGGAUGAUUAUGUAAUCAUGUCGGGGUGGCUUGGUAUCGUUGACGAGGUGGAAUACGACGUCGUUGUCGUCCUUGCCAAUGGCUCGGUAGUGGUGGUCACUGGUAUGGAGCACCUUCAUAUUCCGGUUCCAGAUUAUGGAAAGCCGCUUGUUGCCCUGCCAGAACCUGAUGGCUUCAUCAUACCAGACAUUCUCGCCUCUAGACAAAGCUGGUCAAAUACCAUACCUGUGCAACGACCACGGCCGGGAACAUUUGUCAUUGUGGACAACAAUAGUCUGCGCAGAGGUCCGUGGUUAAAGGGCUCGUACACCCCUACCACUCCUGCUCAUGGGUACGUUCUCGACGUCCGCGCCGGAAACUCUUUUGUGGCUUGGGUUGAAAGCGACCCUGCGCUGGGGGUGGCACAAGCAUAUCACGGACCUCCAUCUCCAUCUCCCGUACUCCACAUCUACGAACCCAACUCAAACUUCUUAGAACAUGGCGGUCUGCGGCUGAAAGAGAACGUUCACAUCUAUGACAAAGGGUUGAUGCCAUCUAAUUCAGAGCGGCGGGAAAUACGUGGGCCACAACCUGGCGCUUACCCAAGUCUGGGACAUGCGGGAGAGAUAUGUACAGGGCAGGACCAUGCGGUCGGGGCUCAUGUGAUAUUCCGCGAUCCGAUAGGCGCCGCUGAGAAAUAUAAAGGGAGCAAAGAGACACGGCACGGCCAAUUCAAUCACAGCUCCCUUUAUGUCCAGGGUGGAUGGGAUGUGAACGAAUUCAAAGUGGUGUUCAUCAACCAGCAGGCAAGCGUCCUAUGGCAGGAUGGCAGUACCACCACGACAGACUCGACUCAGCUUGAAGAAUACGGCCUCUUUGAAUCAGAACUUGCCCCGACGGAUAUAGUAUUGAAGCGGGAAGGCCUGCGGCAACGGCCAGUUGGAGCAGGACGAAAGGAGGUCAGUGGGUUCAAUGAGAUGGCCUUCUUUGAACGACCCCACGAUUUGUUACCCAAAAGCGUCGGUAUUGUUCAGUCGGUGGAUCCAGACGAGAGAUUGGCCCGUGUUCGGUGGUACAAGGAACCGAAAAUCGAGUUGCAUUCCUCCGGCCAGAUUCUCGAUCCAGAGUCAAAGUUUGGGCCCAUAGGAGACAUAAUCGAGGACGUUUCUCUGUACGAAAUCAUGUCUUUUCCUACUCUCCAACGUAGGAGAAACGACAUGUGCAUAGUCGCUCUUCACUUGAUGACUCCAGCGCACAAAAGCGAGUCCACUACUUUGAAUUCGGCGGAUGCACGAUCACCCAAAGCCUCCCGGCACGACUCCGGCAGGUCCGGCGAGAGGAUAGCGAACUCAGCGUCUAUUCCAUCGACCACGUCGAAUGUUGGGCAGGCUAAGAGCUUGGGAGAGCAGACCGCCACCGACUGGGUGGGCCAGGUAGUAGCAAUAGGGCUAGAUGGGACGACGACUGUACGAUUGGGUGCGGCCCAGCCAUGCCGGGACCUUCGUGUCGAUUACGACGCAAUCACGACCAUCAUCUCGGAUCAGGAAGCGGAUGGCGAUGCAGACGAAGAUAUUAUGGAUGUGGACUCCUUGGGAUCCACCUACGAUUUCUACUCAGACGGAAGCAUGGAAGCGAUAGAAGAACGUGUCGAAUACGAGGGCGGCAGACGGCUCGAUAAUGACAGCGGCGAUGACAACUGGGUAUCUGACGAAGACAUGAACGAGGACGAAGACCAGUCGCAAGAGUUCACCGAUGCGCAAGAAGAAGGACAAACAGGAAACACCGACAUGGCUAAUCCAGAGGAGGACGGCAAGGAUGCACCAAAAGCUCGCAGCUCUCAACCAUCAAUCCUUCAUCUUUAUGCUGCGUUACCCUCAGAGGAACCACCUGCUUUCAACGUCUUGGAACGAGAGCCUCCGCCAGACCAGUUUGGCUUACAUUCCAUAUCAACUGCAGGCAAAUUCCUGAAACGCAUCAUGCGCGAACAUCAGAUACUCGCGACCUCUCUACCGGCAGGGGAGAUUUACGUGCGCACGUACGAAAGCAGACUCGACCUACUGCGUUGUCUGAUCAUCGGCCCCAGAGAUACGCCUUACGAGAAUGCUCCUUUUUUGAUCGAUUUGUACCUGCCAGCAGGAUUUCCAGCCGAGCCUCCCACAGCGCAUUUCCACAGCUGGACGAGCGGGCUAGGCCGGAUCAACCCAAACCUUUACGAAGAAGGCAAGAUCUGCCUGAGUCUCCUUGGCACAUGGGCCGGGAAGCACGAAAGUGAAUCAUGGAGCGAGAAAGCCACGAUCCUCCAAUUGCUGGUUUCUCUCCAAGGACUAGUGUUUGUGAAACGACCAUUCUACAAUGAAGCCGGUUUCGAAGGCUACGAACAGGACAAGAGGUACCUGCGAGAGUCGGAACAGUACAGUGAGAAGGCCUUCGUGAUGGCAAGAUCAUUCGUCAAAUACGCCAUUUUGCAGCCUCCUGGAGGACUGGAGGACAUUCUCGCCGGGCGGUAUCUACCUCACGACUUGGCCGCUCCACAGAAUUCGUUACUAUGGACCGUGAUUGAAAGAGCUCGUCAAUUGCUCGAAAAGUCGGACCAAGCAAGACACGCCUAUUACGAUGGCCUUUUGGACUCUGCGGGCAGUACCGACGACGACAAUCGCGUGUUCUUGCGACCUCUCAGUCUGGGAGCUUGUGUCAUGUUGAAGCGUACACUCGCCGAGUUGCAAGAGCAACUGGAUCAGCUGUUACACUCGGCGCCGGCAGCCAACAACUCUGCGGAGAAGGAGAGCGCGUCGGCCCAACAAUGA